Messenger RNA from Penicillium angulare, 555 nucleotides. RefSeq lists its product as uncharacterized. The coding region runs from base 1 to 555 and encodes 184 amino acids. Gene Ontology annotation, biological process: transmembrane transport. NCBI's taxonomy places the organism in Eukaryota, Fungi, Ascomycota, Eurotiomycetes, Eurotiales, Aspergillaceae. The transcript has 3 exons. Gene Ontology annotation, molecular function: transmembrane transporter activity. The record is from RefSeq and is a predicted model, not a curated record.
AUGGAGACCGAAACAUCACCACAAGUCACAUCACAAGAAAAGGAGUCCACGCAGCUACCCCUCCGUUUCUACUUUGCAUUUUCUUCGCUGUCAGCUCUGGCACUGGCUGCAGCACUGGCUACUACAUCGCUUUCUAUUGCUCUCCAGGCUAAAACAAGUCAGACAAUCGAGGAAGAUUUUCAAUUAUCGACACCCAAAACUUUCUGGCUUGGGACAUCAACUGCUCUCACUUCCACAAUCAUUCAACCAUGUUGUGCAACUCUGGCCGACGUCUUUGGUCGCAAGGCGACGUUGACCGGGAGCGCUGUGCUCCUCGCUGUUGGGUCUCUGAUCGGUUCUGUUGCCCCUAGCUAUGCAGUUAUCCUCGUGGGUCGGGCAUUGCAGGGCCUCGGGUCCGGAGGUAUCUCUGCACUUACAGACAUAAUCGUAACUGAUAUUGUUCCUCUACGCGUUCGCGGGAAAUGGUUCGCUUUUAUUAGCGUACCGUGGGCCAUCGGCACGACGAUAGGACCGGUCAUCUCUGGCAUACUGACAACAUCAGGCUCUUGGACGUGA